This is a messenger RNA of Exaiptasia diaphana, 1428 nucleotides long. Its product is annotated as DNA damage-regulated autophagy modulator protein 1. The record is from RefSeq and is a predicted model, not a curated record. The annotation marks the transcript as partial. Lineage: Eukaryota; Metazoa; Cnidaria; Anthozoa; Actiniaria; Aiptasiidae. The transcript has 6 exons.
CUACCUAUUCUUCUUGGUGUAUCAGCACUUGUUGCCUUUUUCACAGCGUAUGGCUUAGCAGUCAAAGAAAAGCAUGUGGAUUCACUUUUCCCUUACAUAAGGUAUUUCAAAAAGYAUGCAUGUAAUCCCUUUUUCAUAAUAGUCUCAUUCACAGUUCCCUGCGCCAUCUUGAWAGGUAGUCGUGCGUUUGCAUUGAAUGAAGACAACCCUUUUGUUGCUAUGUACAUCCACUAUAAACACAUCAAAGAGUUCAAUAUUACCCAGAUGCCAAUGGUUCAGAAAGUUAACAACUUCUCCUUAUGGCUGGCGGCUUUUGCUUGCCUAGGAAUGUCCAUGGUAGCUAAUUUUCAGUAUGUAAACAGCGCUAUUCCUCAUUUGAUUGGUGCCUUUAUGGUAUUUGGUCUUGGUAUAUUGUAUUGCUGGCUUCAGAGUUACAUCUCACACAAGAUGAGGUCCCUAGGAAUGAGCUCCACGUUGACAACAGUGACCAGAUCCAUACUGUCCUUACUUGCUACGAUCUUCUUUCUUAUUACCUCUAUUGCUGGUCCAAUCUCAAUGUCACAAAGAGCCGAUAGUAAAUCUGGCGGCAACAGUUCUACAGUACAACCCCCAACAAGCGCAAGUCACUGGAAUGAGUCUUUAAAAGGUUACGACAAUCACUUAGCCAGCACAUUCUGCGAAUGGUUAAUGGCUAUUUCUUUCUUAUUAUUCUUCUUAACAUACUUCCGAGAAUUCCAAAAGAUAUCAGUSAGCAUCAAAGUUUCCCCAAAAGAAUCCGAGGUAUUUUACCCAACAGAAGAUACUUCACAAGUUAUGUAAAACAAGUGUGGGAUUCCUGCUGUCUAUAUGGWCGAGAGGAACUGKUUCUUAAAGCGUAUAGUUAAGUGAAGUUAGACCAUGUUGGUUAGGGAAAAAAUGCGUUAGGAUCCUUGCUUUUUGAAGGAAAGAGGARAGUGGCAGCAGGACCCAGYCUCUUGUGGAAAAAUCGCUCAACAGAAAGACCAACGUAUUCACUAAUAGAGUAAUGUUGGGAUUCCUGUUUUUGAAAKGACUGGAGUUAUAGGGACUGGGAUSAAGUCCGAGUCCUCGAUGAUUCACAACACAGAUUGACCAUAGCUUUUGUAAUGAGGACUUGUUGACAUUCAACAACAAUAGAUAUAUUUACAGUAAGGUAAAUGUAGUUAUCUCUGUGUAGACAUCACAAAAAAUAAAGUAUUAUUGUACUCAUAACUUUAAUUGAAUCCUUCGUUUUCAAGUUACGUCACAGCGGCCAUCUCGGAGGAACUUGAACAAAGGAUUUCUCAUUAGUAUCUAUUGUUCAUUCCUCCAACAUGGCCACCAGUCUUUUAUCUUUUGAAUCUCAUGGGAAUAUUUGAAAUCGAUCAAUGUGGGUUCAUCAACUUUAGAUAUAAAGCUUUUUAAAAUUAA